Sturnus vulgaris (Common starling) is the source of this 1611-nucleotide messenger RNA. NCBI's taxonomy places the organism in Eukaryota, Metazoa, Chordata, Aves, Passeriformes, Sturnidae. The record is from RefSeq and is a predicted model, not a curated record.
AUGAGCGUGUUUAUUUGGGGAGGGGGAGUCGCCACCGUCGGGGCCUGCCCGGCCGUUUGCCGCUGCUCCGGCGGCCGCGUUUACUGCAACGACCGCGGGCUCACGGCCGUGCCCGAGGGGCUCCCGCCCGGGGCCACCACGCUGUUCCUGCAGAACAACCGCAUCGGCGACGCGGGGAUCCCGGCUCGCCUGGGCCGGCUGCCGGCGCUGCGGGUGCUCUACCUGUACGCCAACGCCCUGGAGCAGCUCCCGGCUCACCUGCCGCCCGCGCUGCGGGAGCUGCACCUGCAGGAGAACAACGUGCGCGGCCUUUGCCGCCGGGCGCUGGCCCGGGCGCCGCUGCUCGAGCGGCUGCACCUGGACGACAACUCGGUGUCGGCGGCCGGCAUCGAGGAGGACGCGUUCGCCGAGAACCGCCGGCUGCGCCUCCUCUUCCUCUCCCGCAACCACCUGAGCAGCGUCCCCGCGGGGCUGCCGCCGGCGCUGGAGGAGCUGCGCCUGGACGACAACCGCAUCCACACCAUCCCGCUGCGCGCCUUCGAGGGGCUGCCGGCGCUGCGGCGCCUGGUGCUGGACGGGAACCUGCUGGCGAACCAGCGCAUGGCCGACGACACCUUCAGCCGCCUGGGCAACCUCAGCGAGCUCUCGCUGGGCCGCAACGCGCUGGCGGCGCCGCCGGCCAACCUGCCCCGGGCUCGGCUCCGCCGCCUGUCGCUGGCCGCCAACGCCAUCAGCCACGUGCCGGCCGGAGCGCUGGCCAGGAUGAGGGCGCUGGAGCGGCUGGACCUGUCGGACAACAACCUGACCACGCUGCCCAGGGGGCUCUUCGACGAUCUGGGCAGCCUGAGCCACCUGGGGCUGCGGAACAACCCCUGGUUCUGCGGCUGCAACCUGGCCUGGCUGCGGGACUGGCUGCGCCGCCGCGCCCCGCCGCGCCUCGAGGUGCGGGGAUUGCUGUGCCAGGCCCCGGCCAGGCUGCGGGGGUUGCCGGUGGGCGAGCUGCGGGGCGAGAUGGACGCGUGCGAGAGCCCGGCCUCGGGGGGGGCUGCGGGCGGGGGGACGUCCCCCGCCGUGGCCGCCGUGUCCCCCGCCGUGGUGGCCGCGUCGUCGCCGGGAGCCGCCGCCACGCCGGGGCUGUGGGUGCAGGCGGCGCCGGGAGGGGCUCUGAGGGUUCGGUGGCCACCGGCUCCUCCCGGGGCGUCGCUGAGGCUGAGCUGGCUGCGGCCCGGGGGGGGGGCCGUGACCGAGACCUUGGUGCGGGGCGAGCGCGGCGAGUACGUGGUGCGGGCUCUGCAGCCGCGGGCCCCGUACCGGGUGUGCCUGGCCGCCCUGGAGCCCCCCGCCGCUCCCCCGCUCUGUGCCCAGGCCCGGGCGGGGGCCGGGGACCCCCCCCCACCCCAGCCCCCCAAAGGCGGCGGGGGGGGGAGGCUGGCGCUGAGGCCGCUGCGGGCCCCCGAGGAGGGGGGGAUCCGCACCGUGUACCCCCCCCCGCCGCCGCCGCCGCCGCCGCCGCUGCCCCCCCCCGGCGUGCGGGGCUACCGGGGGGGCGCCGCUCGCAGCCAAUGGGAGAAGCGGAAAAUUCCAGAAGUCCCAGCGGAGCCCAACCAAUGA